AUGGAUCAACUGUCAACUCGGGACCUUAUUGAGCGAUAUAAAACCACGUGUGAUCAAUGCCAAGUGUAUAUCGAAGGUAAAUACAGAGAACUCAAUCAGCUUAAAGAAAGAUACUCUGUUCGCCCGGAUAUUACUGAAAUUUUUAAUCAAAAUGUAAAAUUACGGCAACUCCAUGAACUAGCUCUAUCAGUUAAGAAAGAUACUAUUAACAAAUUUAAAGGCCAAGGACAACAGAAUACAGAAAAAUCCCAAGAUCUUCAAGUUAAAAAUCUUAUUUUAACCAUCAAUGCAGCUAGAACUGUUUAUGUACGCCACCAAAAUAUCCUUAAGUCAAUUGAAGCCCUUAAUGAGCAAAAGCAGAUGUUAUUAGACAAAAAAGACGAAGGUCUUACUCGUCUCCAGCGAGCAAGAGUCUGGGCUAAGAAUACUGAAGAAAUUCGUGAAAACGACCUUCUGAAUGUCAUCAAACAGCAGAAAAACCUUGUCAAAGAAGUAGAAGAUGCCAGUAAAAAAUCGAAAGCCGAAUUUGUUGAAAUCAGUAAGGAUUCUCGAUCCAACCUUUCAUGCUACAAUGAUUUGCAGCUCCUUACUACUCAAUACGAAAAAAUUACUGCUCAAAUUCAAGCGUCCAUGAGAAAUACCCCAGCCCCUGAUCCACAAUCGACACAAGGACAAUGGACCAAUUACACGGAUAAUCUCAUGAUCUCCCUUAACACUCGAUUAGACCAAUAUACCCAAAUAUUAAGAACCUCAUUCCAACUUGACCAUUUGCAAAGCCAGAACGACACUUUAUAUCAUCUUUUCCAAGACAUAUUCGACUAUUACAACGACUGCUACAGUAAAGUGUCCAAUCUUAUCAGCCAAGCCCAGAGUUAUCAGAAAUCUUGCGACACCUUCACUACCCAGUACAAAAACGAUAGUGAGAAACUCCAAUCCGACAAGAAUGAGCUUGAAAACAUCAUAAAAGAAAGAGAUGACAUGAAGAAAGAGCUCGAAACCACACAAUUACGGUUAAAGAACACUCUUAACGAGAAGAGCCGUAUCGAAAAAGGUUCCUCUAAUGAAGACAUCCAACUCCAUAACGAAUACAUUGAUCUCAAGAAGAAAUACGAAAUUACGGCCAAAGAAAAAGAAGAAGAAAACAGGAAUGCCGAAAUUCUUGGAGCUGCAUCUGUUCAAUCCAAAGCAAUCUUUGAGGCUUACUCGAAUAGAAAGGCAUUUCCUACAGCUGUUCAAGAUGCACAAAGAGAUUUCUCUGAAUUGAUGAAAGUUCAGACAGUACAAGUCAUGGAAAUGUCGAAGAAAAUAACAUCAGGACGCAACGAUUCAUCCAAUGAGCUCAAAUCCAUAUUCAGUGAAAUCCGAAAGAAAAUCAAGAUCGAAGAGAACAAGUCCGACCAAUUUACCAAUCCACAACUGCGCAAAUACAAAAUCGAGGAUGCCAAAUUCACCGAAAACGGCGACAAAGUUCUCAUCGAGUGGGCAACCAUCAAAUUCUUCACCGCUCUCCUGUUCAUCACUGAUAACAUGGAGCCUGGCUACAACACACUCCAUAUCUUCACUUGGCACAACGCCAAGAUCGAGCCUAUCAUCAUUCUCAAGCUUUUCGAAGAGAUGCUGAUCAAUGCACACAACGGCAAACCAUUGAUGGACGGAUUGCCUGUUGCCAAAGAGAACUACGUUGCUUCUUUGACUAACAACUAUUUGCAGAAAUGGGUUGCGAUGUUUCCAGAAGACUUUGUUACACUUGUUGAUGAUGGAAGUCUCAAAGGUAUAUAUGGUUACAUCAGAGAGUUCUGCAAUGCCGAUGAAACAAAAGAAUCAAUUGAUUCCGUUCUUAAGAAGCCAAAGGAACAAUUACGUACAUCGAAGGAAUUGAAGCCUGUUGAAAAAGUUGAGAAGAAAUUCGGAACAGCGGAAUAUCUUGAUGACAUAAAGAUAGAACCGCUCAAACACACAUUGGCAUUUACUGCUGAUUCAUUGACAAUUGCUAAUCACAUCAUGUACCACGAACUAGCAAUCUUCAACAACAUAAACUAUAAGGAAUUCGUUGCUUGCGGAUGGGCAAACAAAACAAAUCCAGAAGCAAUUGCUCCUAACCUUGUAACAAUCGCUAAGAGAUUCAACAAAUUAUCACAGUAUAUACAAUAUUCUCUUGUUCAUUACACAAAGAGAGAUCCAAAGGCAACAGCAAUAAUCAUGGCUCAAUGGAUUUUGGUCAUGCAAAAGUGCUCAGAAAUCAGAAACUUCCAUGGUCUUUUCGUUAUCGAUUCCGCUCUUUCUGCUCCACCAGUUACACGUCUACACGGUUGCUGGGAUGCUCUGAAGGAUGUACAAGUCAAGGACUCGAAUCAGAGCAUGAAAGAACUCUACGAUUCCCUUUCUUCCAUCUGUUCUCCACUUCGUAAGUUCAAGAACUACAAGGCGGAGAUCAACAACGAAAAUAAGACAAAGCCGGAGAUGGCAUUGCCUUUCAUGGGUCCCUGGUUAACUGAUAUGGCAUUCAUCAAGGAUGGUAACCCUAAGUCAAAGAAUGACAAUGGUUUCGAAAAACUCAACAUCACAAUGCACAGAGCCUAUUGGGUCGCGUGCUCUUUCUUGAAGAAAGACUGGGGUACAGAGAGAUCUUUCCAGAUAAACGACGAAAUUUUAAAGAUGGUGGAAGAUCUAAAUACAGAUACUUCUUUCACAGAUUCAGAUUUAAUCAACAUGUCUCUUGAAUGCGAACCUGAUCGUAAGAAAUAA
Molecule: messenger RNA, 2745 nt
Organism: Trichomonas vaginalis G3
Lineage: Eukaryota; Parabasalia; Trichomonadida; Trichomonadidae
Product: guanyl-nucleotide exchange factor protein
Exons: 1
Coding region: 1-2745 (914 amino acids)
Biological process (GO): small GTPase-mediated signal transduction
Molecular function (GO): guanyl-nucleotide exchange factor activity
Source: RefSeq, a predicted model, not a curated record